UUUUACGUGCAGGUCGGCACCUGUGUGCACAGUCGGGGCUCGCGUGCACGUUCAUGCUUGUGCGGGAAUAUGAAACACACAUGAGUUAAAGAUCAGACCACAUUAAUGGAAACAGAGAGACACAAACACGUGUUCCUUCAUUAGAACUCCAGUGAAUGCAUUCGAAAUAAAAACAAGCAGGUAGAAGGAGAACAUUUGUUAUAUUCAGUCUGGCUCAGGGGGAACUGUGCUGCUGUUGACCGAAGUCCGAGGAGGAGAGGAGGAAGGCAUGCUAGGAGGCAGACAGAGAGAACGUGAGAUAAAGAAGGAUUAUUUUGAACUUUGAUUGAUGCAAAGCUGUUCUUGCAGGAUAUAAAUAUGGAGCUGCAGGCAAACGUCUUCUUUAAGACCCUGAAUGAGAAGAAACAGGUGAAGCUGAGCCUCGUGGUGUGUUCAGAGUGGGCGUGUGAGGGAGCGCAGCUGGAGACACGCCGGUGUUGGAGCGUCAUGUGUGCAUAGCUGCUCUCUGAUUGGACUCUUGUCUCUGCUGACUCGGUCUGAUGUUGCGGCACAGUAAGCUGCAGAAGCAGGUCCUCGCUCUGUACCGGCAGUUCCUGCGAGCCGGGCAGGACAAACCGGGCUUCCUCCCCCGAAUCCGCGACGAGUUCCGAGAGAACUCCCGCAUCAAGAAGACGGACGUGAUGCACAUUGAGUAUUUAUACCGACGGGGCCAGCGGCAGCUGGAGCAGCUGAGGAACGCCAACACCAAACAGCUGGGCUCCUUCUCCAAACCCAAAGAGCACGGCUGAAACCGCGUGACCUCCGAAAGACGCCGGCACCGUCAAACUGCUGCCAUUGUGCUCAGGAGACGGGCUAUGAAGGUCGCAGCAGCGACACAAGCUGCCGUGAAACAAAUGUUGACAGUAAUGAAUUUAUCUGCUGUCUGGAACAAUAAAAUGUGUCUGUGAGGCUUCAUGUCUCCCUCUGAAAUAUCA
This is a messenger RNA of Haplochromis burtoni (Burton's mouthbrooder), 974 nucleotides long. It is a transcript of the gene sdhaf1, whose product is annotated as succinate dehydrogenase complex assembly factor 1. The record is from RefSeq and is a predicted model, not a curated record. The transcript is spliced from 2 exons. Lineage: Eukaryota; Metazoa; Chordata; Actinopteri; Cichliformes; Cichlidae. Bases 540 to 788 code for a protein of 82 amino acids. Gene Ontology annotation, cellular component: mitochondrion. Gene Ontology annotation, biological process: mitochondrial respiratory chain complex II assembly.